CCUGCAUGCCAUCUUGCAAAAUCCAUCCUUCUUCUGGAAUUCAAACUAUAAAGACUGGGAAAAUUUUGAACAAAAAUUGGUGAACAAUAUCUGCUUCUAUCGCUAAAAGGUGAUAGUUUGUUAGGCUAAACAUUAAUUGAAUCUCCGAUAAAACGAGAAAGGCACAAAAACCAUUUGUUGAAGUGUUAGACGCCAGUUUAAAUGGUUUGAGGAAAAUUUGGACACUUAUUUUCAAGAAUGAGGAAAUUGGCAUCAAAUAGUUAAUUGAAUGUAAUCCAUGGCUUUAAAGUGCAGCAUGGACCGAACCAAUGUGUUGCAACUGGAGGAAAAGACUUGAUUGCAAAGUAGCAUAUUCUCUUUGUCCCCGUCGAGGCGUGGUUGCUGGAACCAACAUUGGUCCCAGUGGGGCCGCCAUAUUGGGUAAAGUGAAAAAUGCUGGGCAGAAAGCAAAGCAUCAAAGGCGAACCAAUACUGGCGGACUACGGCCCGGAAGAGUCGCUUAAUGAAAGUGCCGACAUUGAAUGGGUCAACAAGCUAUGGGUACGGCGGUUGAUGCGUUUAUGUGCCUUGGUAUCGCUAACGUCGAUAUCCCUUAAUACCCCGAAGACAUUCGAACGGUACCCGUUCCUGCAAUACUUUACACUAUGCAGCGACAUCGUGGUCACUCUGCUGUUCACGUCGGAGAUGAUCGCCAAAAUACACAUACGUGGUCUUUUGAGAGGGGAAGCGCCCUAUCUCAAGGACCACUGGUGUCAAUUCGAUGCUUCCAUGGUUUUCUUCCUCUGGGUGUCAGUAGUGCUACACGUAUUCGAAAUGCUCGGAAUUGUGCCAAAGUUUCAUUACUUCAGCAUCCUUCGGGCACCUCGACCGCUGAUAAUGAUUCGAUUUCUAAGAGUCUUCUUGAAGUUUUCCAUGCCAAAAAGUCGUAUCAAUCAGAUCUUCAAGCGUUCCAGUCAGCAGAUCUACAACGUCACACUGUUCUUCCUGUUUUUUAUGUCACUUUACGGUUUACUUGGCGUGCAGUUCUUCGGCGAGCUGAAGAACCAUUGUGUUCUAAAUUCGACGGAACCUGAAGGACUUACCAUCAAUUCCUUGGCCAUACCGGAUACCUUCUGCUCUAUGGAUCCCGAUUCAGGUUACCAGUGUCCAACCGGUAUGAAGUGCAUGAAAAUGGACUUCCUCUCUAACUAUAUUCAAGGCUUCAACGGGUUUCAGGAUAUAGCCACCAGUAUCUUCACGGUUUAUCAGGCAGCAUCCCAGGAAGGAUGGGUAUUUAUAAUGUAUCGAGCUAUUGAUAGCCUCCCAGCUUGGCGCGCAGCUUUCUACUUCAGUACUAUGAUCUUCUUUCUUGCUUGGUUAGUGAAGAACGUGUUCAUCGCUGUCAUCACGGAAACGUUCAAUGAAAUACGGGUUCAAUUCCAGCAGAUGUGGGGUGUUCGGGGUCAAAUUCAAAACAGCACAGCAUCUCAGACUAUUACUGGAGACGACGCUGGUUGGAAGCUUAUAACUAUUGAUGAGAACAAACAUGGAGGUUUAGCAAAUGAAACGUGCCACACGAUUCUGAAAUCGCCAUAUUUUAGGCUGCUAGUAAUGUCAACAAUCCUCGCAAAUGGUAUUGUAACUGCAACUAUGCAUUUCAAACACGAUGGAAGACCAAGACAAGUGUUUUACGAAAGGUACUACUAUAUCGAAAUGGCCUUCACUUUUCUGCUUGAUCUUGAGACCCUGUUCAAAAUCUAUUGUCUGGGUUGGAGAGGCUACUUUAAACAUUCAAUUCACAAGUUCGAGCUUUUGCUAGCCAUCGGAACGAGUCUACACAUAAUCCCUGGGUUGUAUCUGUCAGGAUUCACCUACUUCCAAGUGUUGAGGGUAGUACGCCUGAUCAAAGCAUCACCCAUGCUAGAAGGUUUCGUGUACAAAAUUUUUGGUCCCGGCAAAAAACUCGGAUCAUUGAUCAUAUUCACCAUGUGUUUGCUUAUCAUAAGCUCAAGCAUUUCGAUGCAAUUGUUUUGCUUCCUGUGCGAUUACACCAAGUUCGAGAGCUUCCCCGAUGCGUUCAUGUCUAUGUUCCAGAUUCUCACGCAAGAAGCAUGGGUUGAAGUCAUGGAUGAAACGAUGAUUCGGACAAGCAAAACGUUAACCCCGUUAGUGGCAGUUUACUUUAUACUGUAUCAUCUGUUCGUUACUCUGAUCGUGCUUAGUUUGUUCGUCGCUGUUAUUCUAGAUAACCUGGAGUUGGACGAAGAUAUAAAGAAAUUGAAGCAAUUAAAAUUCCGCGAACAGAGUGCGGAAAUUAAAGAAACGCUACCGUUUCGAUUGCGGAUAUUCGAAAAAUUUCCCGAUUCCCCCCAGAUGACCAUUCUACACAAAAUACCGAACGAUUUUACACUGCCAAAAGUUCGUGAGUCGUUUAUGAAACAGUUUGUUAUUGAGAUGGAACCUGAGGAUCCUUCGUACAGCGAGGGAUACAAACGGCCGGUGUCGGAGUGCUGGGAAUCUAAGGUCGUCUACCGUAAGCAGAAACCGGUUAAUGUAAUGAAUAAAACUGCCAAGGUGCGUUCUGUUGGAAGUAGUUUGCGAAAGAUGGCCAUAACGCAUAUUAUCAAUGAUUCGAAUAAUCAACGCCUCAUGCUGGGAGAUUCUGCGAUGAUCCCAGUUGCGGGAGCCAAGGGAGGUCUCAAACCUCAGGGCACCAUAACUCAAACCAAGCCAUGGCGCAUGGACCAGAAAAAGUUCGGCUCGAGAUCGAUUCGUCGUAGUGUUCGCAGUGGUUCCAUUAAAUUAAAACAAACCUACGAACAUCUGAUGGAAAAUGGAGAUAUCGGAGCGGCUAGUCGUGUGACUUCAUCGCGGGCGAGACCACACGAUUUAGAUAUUAAAAUUCUUCAGGCCAAACGACAGCAAGCAGAGAUGAGAAGAAACCAGCGCGAGGAGGAUCUACGAGAGAAUCAUCCAUUCUUCGAUACGCCACUAUUUGCAGUGCCAAGGGAAAGCAAAUUCCGAAAAAUUUGUCAACGACUCGUUCACGGUCGGUACGAUGCAAGACUGAAAGAUCCUUUGACCGGAAAAGAGAGGAAAGUGCAGUAUAAAAGUAUGCACAACUUUCUCGGUUUGGUCACCUACCUCGAUUGGGUAAUGAUUUUCGUGACGACACUUUCCUGUAUAUCGAUGAUGUUCGAGACGCCACAGCAUCGGGUAAUGGAACAUAUUACGCUACAGAUUGCCGAGUACACAUUUGUCAUAUUCAUGAGCUUGGAACUAGCGCUCAAAAUUCUCGCCGAUGGGUUGUUCUUCACACCCAAAGCAUACAUCAAGGAUGUUGCCUCAGUACUUGAUGUUUUCAUCUACGUAGUGUCGCUCACAUUUCUGGUGUGGAUGCCUCGGCAAGUUCCAAGUAAUUCGUCAGCUCAGCUUCUGAUGAUCCUGCGAUGCUUGAGACCUCUAAGAAUAUUCACUUUGGUGCCACACAUGCGAAAGGUGGUUUACGAGCUUUGCCGGGGAUUCAAGGAAAUUCUAUUGGUAUCUACAUUAUUGAUCUUGCUGAUGUUUAUCUUUGCCAGCUAUGGAGUUCAAUUGUACGGUGGUCGUUUGGCACGCUGCAACGAUCCAACGAUAAUCAAGCGAGAAAAUUGUGUCGGUGUGUUCAUGAGGCGAGUAUUCGUAACGAAAAUGAAACUUACCCCGGGCACAAAUGAAUCAUACCCAUCAAUGCUUGUGCCACGAGUAUGGGCAAACCCACGACGAUUCAACUUUGAUAAUAUAGGAGAUGCAAUGCUGGCACUAUUUGAGGUCUUAUCGUACAAAGGCUGGAUAGAUGUACGCGAUGUACUGAUUAAAGCUCUAGGACCUGUUCAUGCCAUCUACAUUCACGUGUACAUUUUCCUCGGAUGUAUGAUUGGACUGACACUAUUCGUUGGUGUUGUUAUUGCCAACUACUCGGAGAACAAAGGAACGGCACUACUAACCGUCGACCAACGAAGAUGGUGCGAUUUAAAAAAACGAUUGAAGAUUGCCCAACCGCUUCAUCUACCACCACGUCCUGAUGGGCGCAAGUUUCGGGCCUUUGUGUACGACAUUACGCAACAUAUUGCAUUUAAACGAUGCAUUGCAGUGGUUGUUUUGGUCAACAGCAUGUUACUAUCAAUAACGUGGACAAAAGACGAAACGCACACUGAACGGCUAGUUAUUGUGAGCACGUUCCUCACGUUUGUUUUUGUAGUUGAGGUCGUCAUGAAAAACAUUGCCUUCACACCUCGGGGAUAUUGGCAGUCCAGACGGAACAGAUAUGAUCUGCUGGUGACGGUAGCUGGCGUUGUGUGGAUCUUUCUUCAAACGACACUGAGAAGCGAUUUAUCAUAUUUCAUUGGUUUUAUGGUUGUCAUAUUGAGAUUUUUCACAAUAACUGGCAAGCAUACGACCUUGAAAAUGUUGAUGCUUACAGUCGGUGUCUCAGUGUGUAAAUCAUUUUUCAUCAUUUUUGGUAUGUUUCUGCUAGUGUUUUUCUAUGCACUGGCAGGAACAAUUUUGUUCGGCACAGUAAAGUAUGGCGAAGGUAUUGGGCGUCGCGCAAACUUUGGCUCGCCGGUAACCGGAGUUGCUAUGCUGUUCCGCAUAGUAACCGGCGAAGACUGGAACAAAAUCAUGCACGACUGUAUGGUUCAACCACCCUACUGUACCCUCGCUGCCAACUAUUGGGAAACGGAUUGUGGGAAUUUCACCGCCAGCUUGGUUUACUUCUGCACAUUCUACGUUAUCAUUACCUAUAUCGUGCUGAAUCUACUAGUCGCUAUUAUUAUGGAGAACUUUUCCUUAUUUUACUCAAACGAAGAAGAUGCCCUUUUGUCUUAUGCCGAUAUCAGAAAUUUCCAAAAUACUUGGAACAUAGUGGAUAUCCAUCAGCGUGGAGUAAUACCGGUUCGCAGAGUUAAAUUCAUUCUGCGACUACUGAAGGGACGACUGGAAUGUGAUCCACAGAAAGAUCGGUUACUGUUCAAGUACAUGUGCUAUGAGCUGGAUAAGCUACACAACGGAGAAGAUGUAACGUUUCACGAUGUGAUCAACAUGUUGUCUUAUCGAUCGGUUGACAUUAGAAAGGCACUCCAGUUGGAGGAACUGUUGGCGCGUGAGGAGUUUGAGUAUAUUAUCGAAGAAGAAGUGGCCAAGCAAACGAUUCGAACGUGGCUUGAAGGUUGUCUUAAGAAAAUCCGAGCCAAUAAUAUCACGAAACAGCAAAACUCUCUUAUUGCUGGUUUACGAGCGACCAAUGACAUCCUUCUGAAGCAACAGCAGCAACAACAGCAGCAGCAACAGAACCAACAGCAAGACCAGGUUGAGGAACAACUUUUGCACAAGGAGGCAAGCCUUGAGUCGGAAUCCGCUGAGCAGGCAGCGAAGGAAAUUGAAAACAACGCAAAAAAUCGUAAAAAGAGUCAACAUAUAUUGAAUCGAUCGGACUCCACCGGAAGCAGCAGUGGUCGAAAGUUUCUAGCGCCAACCCUUUCGGAUCCACAAGCGAAAAACGAAAAAGAUCGUUACAUUACUAAGAAAAAAUCUCAACGCCAAACGGGUAGUAAUAGCAAAACGAUAACACAGAUCAACGAAAUGAACCAUAGCCAUACGUUACAUCAACACUACCAUCAUUUCACGCAUGGUAGUGAAGCGCAACAGACUAGUAGUGGGAAGGUUGGACACCCUCAUAUUAACAUGGUUUAUGAAGUACACGAUUGGUGGCAGGAGCAAGUUACUUGUACACAUAGCGAUGAUGAAGAAACUUAGACUGUAACAAUUAUUAUAUCAUAGGUCGAAUGUGUUUAAUAGGCCGCAUACGUAUAGGUGCACCGUUGGGACGGCUGCAUAGAAAGAAUACCGAUCAGAAAGUGAUUUUCCUAAAAAAAUAAUUGGUUUUAUUUCGAACAGAGGUUAUACAGUGCGAUAUAUGGAUUACAGAUCAACACCUGGUUGUAAAAAAAAUAUGUUACUUCUAUCCUUAAUGCCAUCAAUUAAAUACUCAGUGUCAUUGCCAGUGGAAGAAAACAAAAUUGAGAAGCUUCUUGCCAAGAACGGGUCUUAAAAAGACUUUGACAUGGAGAUUUUUUAUCCUUGGGGUAAAGUUCUUAUAUAGAGGGAAAUUUUUGAAUGCUUUCAUCGCUUUUUAUUGCCAAAUAAGUUAAAUAUGCUCACUUUAAUUUAUUCAGCAUAACAAAAAAGCAAAAAGGGUUUUAUUGGUUUAAAUGGGUAUAGUAUUUCGUUUCCCCGGUUAAUCACAAAGAAUCCAAAAGCACCAGCUACUCUCGCCAACAAGAAUAGGCCGAACAAGUAUUGUUUUCCUUUACAAUUAACAGUCAAGGACACUACUGUAUCUUCUGGGAUUCUGUGUAAAGAAUCCGGUGAUUCGUCUCAAAUUCGCUAGGUAUGUAGGUUCCAACAAAGGUGUAAAGCUCUCGUCUUUAGUAAGUAGUAGCGAAAGAACUCGAUUGUCUUUGGCCCGGCCAACUCAAAAGCCAACUGUCAAAAUACACUUUGGAAGGAAAUUCAGGACGAACCGUUAAUCGCCCAGCACAGCCAUUGAUAGCAAACAAAAGAGAAAAGUUUCGCACCGUGCUUCCUCCACACAUUGUGAACAAUAUACCUUGCAUAUGUAAGAAUGUCAAAACAAUAGUUUUCACUUGUUUGUGAAUGCUAUGAUUGUAUGGCAGCAAAAUCAUUAUUGUUUGAUGAAGAUUUGAUAUUGUUUAGAGUGUAUUGUUAAAAGUAGCACAAUGUUUUAGCUAUACUGUUAAUAUACUUUAUAUUAUCAUCUAAAACAAGUACAAGUUAUAUAGCUUAUUUUCGGGGUUAUAAUUUUAAGUGUUAUGUUGUUUUAGAAAAAAAAACUCCAGAAAAAAAAUUGUCAGCACUUCUUGAAAACUAAACAGAUUAUUUAUUUUAAUAUUUACCCAAAGACACAACUAUGUAGCAGCACAAGAAAUACGUCGAAGUUUUACGAAUAAUAGCAAUAAACGAAAAAAUGAAUUCUA
Molecule: messenger RNA, 7016 nt
Organism: Topomyia yanbarensis
Lineage: Eukaryota; Metazoa; Arthropoda; Insecta; Diptera; Culicidae
Gene: na
Product: sodium leak channel NALCN
Exons: 14
Coding region: 433-5775 (1780 amino acids)
Biological process (GO): transmembrane transport; monoatomic ion transport
Cellular component (GO): membrane
Molecular function (GO): monoatomic cation channel activity
Source: RefSeq, a predicted model, not a curated record